This is a messenger RNA of Neopelma chrysocephalum (saffron-crested tyrant-manakin), 1934 nucleotides long. RefSeq lists its product as uncharacterized. The record is from RefSeq and is a predicted model, not a curated record. The transcript is spliced from 6 exons. Bases 141 to 1922 code for a protein of 593 amino acids. Lineage: Eukaryota; Metazoa; Chordata; Aves; Passeriformes; Pipridae.
CAGUGCCCUCCCAGUCUCUCCCAGUGCCACCAGUCCCUCCCCCCGCCGGAGCCUCCUGCGGGCGCCCACCUUCCGCUGGGACGGCGGUGACGUCAUCAACAGAGCCGGUGACGUCAUCGACAAAGCCGGUGACGUCAUCGAUGGAGUCCAGCUGUGACGUCAUCAGUAAUGGCGACAACAUCAUCGAGGAGAGUGGUGAUGUCAUCAGGGAGAGCAGUGAUGUCAUCAAGGAGAGCAGUGAUGUCAUCGGGAACGACGGUGACAUCAUCAGGGACAGCAGUGACGUCAUCAGGGAGAGCAGUGACAUCAGCAGGAGGAGCAGUGACGUCAUCAGGGAUGGUGGUGAUGUCAUCGGGGAGAGCUGUGAUGUCAUCAGGAACGGCGGCGUCAUCAGGGAGAGCAGUGACGUCAUCAGGGAGAGCUGUGACGUCAUCGGGCAUAGUGGUGACGUCAUCAGGGAGAGCGGCAACGUCACCAGGAGCGGCGAUGACGUCACCAGGGAUGGCUGUGAUGUCAUCAUGAGCACCGGUGAUGUCAUUGGGAGCAACUGUGACGUCAUCACGGAGAGCGGUGAUGUCAUCAGGAAUGGCUGUGAUGUCAUCGGGGAGAGCAGUGAUGUCAUCAACGGAGGCAGUGAUGUCAUCAGGAACGGUGGUGAUGUCGUCAUGAGCAGUGGUGACGUCAUCAAGGGCAGCAGUGACAUCAUCAGGAAUGGCGGUGACAUCAUCAGGAGUGACAGUGACGUCAUCAGGGACACCCCAAGGACACCCAAGGGCACCUCGAGGACCUUCAGGGACCCCUUGGGGACAUCCAAGGACCCCCUGGUGGCACCUGGGGACACCCAAAGGACACCCAAGGACCCCUUGGUGGCAUCUGGGGACACCUUGGGGACGUCCAAGGACCCCUUGGGGACCUUCAGGGACCCUCAGGUGACAUCUGGGGACACUUUGGUGACAUCUGGGGACAAUCUGGGGACGUCCAAGGACCCCCUGAGGAUGUUCAAGGACACCCUGGUGGCAUCUGGGGACACCCAAAGGACAUCUGAGGACCCCCUGGUGGCAUCUGGGGACACUUUGAGGACAUCCAAGGACACCUUGGUGACAUCUAAGGACACUUUGGUGACAUCUGGGGACAAUCUGGGGACGUCCAAGGACCCCCUGAGGAUGUUCAAGGACACCUUGGUGGCCUCUGGGGACACUUUGAGGACAUCCAAGGAUGCUUUGGGGACAUCCGAGGACACCCUGGUGGCAUCUGGGGACACCUUGGGGACAUCCAGGGACACCUUGGUGGCAUCUAAGGACGUUCUGGUGGCAUCUGGGGACACCCAAAGGACGUCCAGGGACACCUUGGUGGCAUCUGGGGACACUUUGAGGACAUCCAAGGACCCCCUGGUGGCAUCUGGGGACACCCCAAGGACAUCCCAGGACACCUUGGUGGCAUCUGGGGACACCCCAAGGACGUCCAGGGACACCUUAGGGACAUCUGUGGACAGUUUGGUGGCAUCUGGGGACACCUCGAGGACAUUCAAGGACACCUUGGUGGCAUCUGGGGACACUCAAAGGACAUCCAAGGACACCUUGGGGGCAUCUAAGGACACCUUGGUGGCAUUUGAGGACCCCCUGGUGGCAUCUGGGGACACCUUGAGGACCUCUGGGGACACUUUGAGGACAUCCCAGGACACCCUGGUGGCACCUGGGGACAUUUUGAGGACAUCCAAGGACCCCCUGGGGACAUCCAAGGACAAUUUGGGGACAUCUGGGGACACUUUGGGGACAUCCAAGGACACUUUGGUGGCAUCUGGGGACACUUUGAGGACCCCCCGGGUGACCCCCCGUGACCCCCCGGUGACCUUGCGGGUGCUGCAGGUGACCCUGAGGCCCCUCCCCCUCCCCUCAGGUGACCCCCAGGUGACCCCCAGGUGACCCUCAAGCCCC